Messenger RNA from Calypte anna (Anna's hummingbird), 1874 nucleotides. It is a transcript of the gene SFXN2, whose product is annotated as sideroflexin 2. The transcript has 12 exons. The record is from RefSeq and is a predicted model, not a curated record. Gene Ontology annotation, cellular component: mitochondrial inner membrane. Lineage: Eukaryota; Metazoa; Chordata; Aves; Apodiformes; Trochilidae. Gene Ontology annotation, molecular function: monoatomic ion transmembrane transporter activity. Bases 83 to 1051 code for a protein of 322 amino acids. Gene Ontology annotation, biological process: monoatomic ion transport; serine import into mitochondrion.
GCCACGCGCCGGGGGCAGGUAGGGGCCACGUGGACUGGAGAAGGCGCGCGAGGGGCUUGGGGACUGCAGACCUGUGCCAAAAAUGGCCACCACCCCCCUUGACUUCAACAUCGAUGCUCCACUCUGGGACCAGAGCACCUUCAUGGGGCGCCUGAAGCAUUUCUUCAACAUCACUGACCCACGGACUGUGCUGGUGUCAGAGAAGGAGCUGGACCAAGCCAAGGCCCUGGUGGAAGGCUGCAGGGCCGGGCUGGUGCCACCAGGAAGCAGGCAGGAGCAGCUGCUCUACGCCAAGAAGCUGUAUGACUCAGCCUUCCACCCUGACAGUGGUGAGAAGAUGAACCUCAUCGGGAGGAUGUCCUUCCAGGUGCCUGGGGGCAUGGCUCUCACUGGCUGCAUGCUCCAGUUCUACCGGACAGUGCCUGCUGUGGUUUUCUGGCAGUGGAUGAACCAAUCCUUCAAUGCCAUCGUUAACUACACCAACCGGAAUGCUGCCUCCCCCAUCUCUCUCAGGCAAAUUGGGGUAGCUUACAUCACAGCCACCAGUACGGCCCUGGCCACCGCAGUGGCACUCAACCUCUACACCAAGCGAGCACCCCCCUUGCUGGCCCGCUGGGUGCCCUUCGUGGCUGUGGCUGCUGCCAACUGUGCCAAUAUCCCCAUGAUGAGACAACAGGAGAUCAUCAAUGGGGUGACAGUGACAGAUGGGGACAACAAUGAGCUGGGUUGCUCCAGGAGAGCAGCAGUAAAGGGUAUCGGACAGGUUGUGGUGUCCAGGAUCACCAUGGCAGCGCCAGGCAUGAUUAUUUUGCCUAUCAUCAUGGAGCGACUGGAGAAAACCCCCUUCAUGCAGCGGAUCCGGGUUCUCCAUGGGCCUCUGCAGGUGCUGCUCUCUGGGGGCUUCCUCCUCUUCAUGGUGCCAGCAGCCUGCGCCCUGUUCCCACAGAGAUGCUCCCUUGCACUGGCUGACCUCGAGCCAGAGCUACGUGACAGCAUCGUGGCCAAGCAUGAUGACAAAGUGCCAUACGUGUAUUUUAACAAGGGACUCUGAAUGAAGACUACCUUGGGAGCCAUCGCACCCCUUCGGCCCCCUGCCAUCGCCAGCCACACAUACCCUGAGCAGGGCUCAGAAGCACAGUCCAGCCAGACCUGCCACUAGCCCAGCACUGUCUCCUUCCCCCAGAGCGGCAGGGUCUGGUUCUGCAUGCCCAGCUUGCAGCACUUUGGCUUGUCCUAAGCCUCCCCCAUUCUGCUGCUGGGCAUGUCCCUGCACCCCCAUGUCCCUCUUGUUCUGGGCAAUGGCUGUCCUUCCAGUGCCUUGCUUCUGCCCUGUAUAGGAGGACCUGCCCAAGCUAUCUGAGCCUCAUGCAGUCAUUGGACUUGGUCCCACAAGGCACCAGGCUCUUCUUUGGGGCUCAGAGCACAUUCCUACCUCCAAAAGCAGGUGCCUUGCAAUUGUUCCAGUAACCAAAUCACACUGAUGCCUUAAAUCACAAGAGUGGCCUCUUACCAAAAGCUGGAUCAUGCCUUGACAGGCCAGAAGGAACCUGUCCCUUUGCAUAGAGAGCACUCCCAAGUCGAGGGACCAAUGCCUGGAUCAUGGCUCAGGCUUGCAGUUGCCACAAUCUUGGAGAGAAAUAACCAGUUGUUUUUAAGAUGAUACUCUUACAUUCCUCUGAGCAUGAGAGCCAGCCAUCACUCCUGCCUUGCAUCUCUUGGUAAGACCAAAGACCUGCAGCUUUGGGGGACAGUCAACUCGUUGCCGCCCUGAACAGGGGGAAGGAGAUGAGAGUAACAAAGCUGUUGAGGCAUUAACUCAGGCUCUGAAUAGCAGCACUAAAAAUGACAGAGAGGAGGGUUGAAUAAUAAAAUGC